UCCUCCCCGAGGAAGAGAUUUUGAUUUCAAAGAAAGGAAGGAAGGAAGGAAGGACACCUCCCAGCUCCCCCCCCCCCCUCCCGCCCUCCCGCUCCGGCGGCCGGGCCGGGCCAUGCCCAGGAAGGCGGCGGCAGCGGCGGCCCAGCAGAAGGGACUUUCCUGGCAGCCCGGCGACGAGGAGCGCGCUCCGUGAGUCUGGCCGUGCCCCGGUUCAUGGUUCCCGCAAGCCCUCCAGGAGGCCGAACGCCGCAGCCCCUCCCCGCGCCCCGGAGAGCCUCCUGCGUCCUCUGGCCCUCGGGCCCGCCCCGCGCCGCCCGGGCCCCGGCCGCCGCAGCCCAGCGCCUUCCGCCCGGCGCGGUGGAUGGCAUGAUGGUGCGGGGAAGGCACCGCGGUCCUGGCCAGCCGAGUCGCGACGGCCGCGGGGGCGGCGGCAGUGGCAGCGGCGGCGGUAGCGGGCUCCCCAGCGGCAUGCCAGUGCCCCCCGGGCGCGAUGGCUAGCGGCAGCGCCGGGAAGCCCGCUGGCGAGGCCGCUUCUCCGGCUCCUGCGAGCGCCGUCGGGGGGGCCUGCUCGCAGCCGCGGAAGAGGCUGGUGUCCGUCUGCGACCACUGCAAGGGCAAGAUGCAGCUGGUGGCCGACCUGCUGCUGCUGUCGAGCGAGGCGCGGCCCGUGCUCUUCGAGGGCCCCGCCUCCUCCUGCGCCGGCGCCGCCGAGUCCUUCGAGCAGUGCCGGGACACGAUCAUCGCGCGCACCAAGGGGCUCUCCAUCCUCACCCACGACGUGCAGAGCCAGCUCAACAUGGGCCGCUUCGGGGAGGCGGGGGACAGCCUGGUGGAGCUGGGCGACCUGGUGGUGUCGCUGACCGAGUGCUCCGCCCACGCGGCCUACCUGGCGGCCGUGGCCACGCCGGGCGCGCAGCCCGCGCAGCCGGGCCUGGUGGACCGCUACCGCGUGACGCGCUGCCGCCACGAGGUGGAGCAGGGCUGCGCCGUGCUGCGCGCCACCCCGCUGGCCGACAUGACGCCGCAGCUGCUGCUGGAGGUGUCCCAGGGCCUGUCGCGCAACCUCAAGUUCCUGACGGACGCGUGCGCCCUGGCCAGCGACAAGUCCCGGGACCGCUUCUCCCGCGAGCAGUUCAAGCUGGGCGUCAAGUGCAUGAGCACCAGCGCGUCGGCGCUGCUGGCCUGCGUGCGCGAGGUGAAGGCGGCGCCCAGCGAGCUGGCCCGCAGCCGCUGCGCGCUCUUCAGCGGGCCGCUGGUGCAGGCCGUGAGCGCCCUGGUGGGCUUCGCCACCGAGCCGCAGUUCCUGGGUCGCGCGGCGGCCGUGAGCGCCGAGGGCAAGGCGGUGCAGACCGCCAUCCUGGGCGGCGCCAUGAGCGUGGUGUCGGCCUGCGUGCUCCUGACCCAGUGCCUCAGGGAUCUGGCGCAGCACCCCGACGGGGGCGCCAAGAUGUCGGACCACAGGGAGAGGCUGAGGAACUCGGCCUGCGCCGUGUCUGAAGGCUGCACCCUGCUAUCUCAGGCUUUACGGGAGAGGUCUUCGCCCAGGACUUUACCGCCAGUGAAUUCCAAUUCUGUGAAUUAGCACCCCCGCCCCGCGCCCCUUCGCCCUCCCCCCCCCCCCCCCCCCCCCCCCACUAGAGGAAGAUACUCACUCUCCGCCCCUCUCCAUUUAUACCAAAGAAAUCCCAGGGGAAGCCCCUCCCCCACGGCAGACGCUCGGAAAGAACCUUCCAGAGAGCUGGGGGCCCCUCCUGCCGCAGCGCCCACCUGCGCGCACGCAGCAGGGACCGCGAGGUGGCGCGCCCGCACCCGCCCCCGGCUCCUGUUCCGGAGCUCCGCCCCUCAAUUUUCUAACCAAUCGGGCAGGAAGGAGGUCAUGGGUUCGUUUCUUUUUUGGCCCUUUUUUUUUUUUUUUCCGUUUUGUUUUGAUUUUUCCUAAUUAAAAGAAAGGUUACCUCAGUUUCACUCCUUAGACAUGGAUGUAGCUAUCUUUUUUUUUUUUGUAUGCUGUUAUUUUUUUAAGCAAAUCGUGUUGGAUUAGGCGUAUACUUGGUGUGGAAAGAGUAUGACAUUGCCAUGUGAUUUGCAAAUGGGGGGGAAAGCUACUGUGAGUGUGUGUUUUAUUUUUUAAUUUACACUAUAGAGUGAUUUCCCCCCUCCUUCCCCCCUCCCCCAAUGUCAAGUUUUUACCGUGCAUGUACUGGAGUAUUUAUUUCAUCUAUUAAAAUGUUAUGUUUCUCA
This is a messenger RNA of Leopardus geoffroyi (Geoffroy's cat), 2241 nucleotides long. It is a transcript of the gene TLNRD1, whose product is annotated as talin rod domain containing 1. Gene Ontology annotation, molecular function: actin binding. The record is from RefSeq and is a predicted model, not a curated record. The coding region runs from base 491 to 1582 and encodes 363 amino acids. The transcript has a single exon. Lineage: Eukaryota; Metazoa; Chordata; Mammalia; Carnivora; Felidae.